Bursaphelenchus xylophilus (pine wood nematode) is the source of this 5932-nucleotide messenger RNA. The record is from the annotation of a GenBank genome assembly. NCBI's taxonomy places the organism in Eukaryota, Metazoa, Nematoda, Chromadorea, Rhabditida, Aphelenchoididae.
AUGGGCGACGAGAAUUUGGAUAAUUUCGAGGAGCUCGCAUACGACGAUGAUAACAUCGAAAUUUACGAUUCUCGAUGUGAAAGUGAACGUAAGUUGUUUUGAUUGUUUUCUUGAGGUUUAGGAAAGCCCAUGAAGCUUCUUGUAGCUGGAUGAAACAGCUUAUUCGACGACGGGAAUUGAAAUUCCAAAAAGGGGUUGAUGUCAUGGAUAAUAUCGAAAAUUUUCGUGUUGCUCGUUUUUCUUGAGGCGAAAGUUUUUCUAAUUAGUUUGCUUGGGACAUGAACAAGGUUUGGAAGCGGUUUUAUUGGUGCUUCGAAGGCUGCGGUCUUCAUUUUUGGACGAUUCUUUGGUACUGUCUUUUAUGAACUGGUGAAAAGGAAAUUUUCAAAACAUGGGUAGAACUGGUGUCUAAAAAAAAUAUUCUUGCGGUUUGAGUGAUAGUAAAUGCGACUGGUUAGCUAGUUUUAGAAGAUUUUACCGCUUUCCUUUUGGGUUUCCAUUGGAUUUUACUAAAUUAUGUUUUCCAUGGUGUUUGAUCUAAACUUUCUGAAGAAAAUCAGUCUCAUUUCUUACACACCUGAGGUAAAAUAUGACUAUCUUCUUCCAUGGAGUAUAUAAAAUAUGGGGAGCUUUAAUUAAAGAUUUGUAAUGAGCUUGGUGUCUCUGUUAUGCCUUAUUUAUGUUAUCCAUGACAUCAAAACUUUUUUUUAUUUAUCCAGGCCAUAUUCCUCAAGUUGAUGGCUAAAAGUAAAUUUGUUUCAGUCGGAUCCGACGGUGAAAGUGAGCGUUUCGAAUCGGAGAAGCAGAAAGUCCCAUCCAAAAUCGCUAGAGCUCGUCGCGUUCCGAUGACUCCGAUUCAAGAGAAAGAGGAACGAAGCGUGAUCAGAAGUCCAUUGAAACAGAUCCAAUCCACUCCCAAAUCCAUAAACAUAUCGAAAACUCGACGUAAUUUGACUGGAGAAUUUGGUAAACUUAAUGAAAAUGAGAAAGAGUUCAAAAAUCGCAGAGACGACAGGGGAAAUCAACAAAUUUCGGAAAUUUCCUCUCAAAUUGACCGAGAACUCAAUGAGAAUACCGAUAUUGUGCCUGGGAAUGAUGAAAGGCUUUAUUAUGAAGCGGAUCAAGCGCAAAUUGCCACGGCUAGACAAGGGGUUCAGACCAUGGAUGAGGAAAUUCGCAAGUAUCAGGACCGGUUUGGAAAUUUGAUCUCUGAGGUAAGACAAAGACUUUUGAUGGUAAAAUUUAUACCUCAAAACUUGCUAGAGGGCUUUUGGAAGAAAAUAUAAGCAAUUGAUUUUAAUUUUUUUUUGAGAAUGGACUAGAAAUUAUAUUAUCCAUGCCAUAAAUUUUUCAUAUUUUCAGACUCAAGACGAUGCCCCAUCGAAAGCCGUUCGUUUUGAUGUUCCAAGAACAGAAAGUACGGACUCUCUGAUCACCAGUCAGAAGGAAGAUGAGCGUGAUAUGAAUCCGCCGUCAGUCAUUGAAAAACCCAAGGAGAACAUCGCGGAACCGUUGCCAAACUUUCGAAAGCCAUCUGGAAUACUCAAAAGUAUCAGUGAAAUUGUGCCAAGCACCUCUGGAAUGACUUCGAUUAUUGUGAGUUUUUGAAUUGAGGAUUUUUGUGGUUUUUAGAGUUGGCAGCUCGCGCCCGACGUUUGUCAGGAUUUCGGUAUCUAGAAGGAAGUAAUGGGCAUAAAUGGGUGGAAGAGGAUGAGUUUACUGUAAAAACACGUUUUGGUAGACUUUUGAUGCGUUUGAGAUUGGCAGCUCGCGCCCAGGCAAAAUUUAAAAUUGAGGUUAUAGGUGAAAUUAAUGUGCUGCUUGGUGUGUGGGGGUGUAUAAUGUAAUAGAAUAAAGAUAUAUUGAUUUGAUUUUUUUAGAAAUUUAGGUUAUCGAAAAUCGAUUUUUUUGUUUCAGCACACCCCGGAAUGGCAACGCCGCCAAAAAAUCCUAGACGAACGUUAUCAACGAAUGUGCCAGCAACAAAUCCAACCCCUCUCCCUGACUCACCGACCCUCUCCCCGCACCAGUUUACCGGCCGAAACCACCACUCCAAAACGGCCGAUUGGCCUGCGAACUCUGAACCCAAUUGUGGACCUCCGAAAGGAAUUAGGCCAACAAAAAGAGCUCAAAGAUGGAUCAAUCGAGCAGAAAUUGGACAACGAACACAAGAAUGGAUUGGGCCAUGAGAAUAACCAGCCUAACCGCCAAUCCAGCUUCCGGAAUUACAGCAAUCCGCAGAAGAAUUUGACGAAUUCGCGGGGAAAUCGCCUGACCGCCGAGAAUUUGGCCAAACAUCAGGCUAGUUUUCAACAGCAGAGCCAGUCCAGCGAUUCCAGUCGCGCCGAGAAAGACUCCGCCCACUUUGGAAGAGACUCCGCCCGCUUUGGAAGAGACUCCGCCCUCUCGACCAGAGACUCCGCCUACUUUUUCACGGAAGAUUUGUUGAAGCCCCGGCGGAAAUUCACGGAAAAAACGGACCAAACUCAGACGGAAAGAACAUCCCGAAGCCCCAUCUCACAGUCCGACACAAUGAGAACUGCUAUCUCGAGAGCGGCUGACUCCAGUUUCCCGUCGAGAGCACCGUCAGCCAUGAGUCAGAUGAAUCAAACAAUCACGAUGUAAGAAUGAACAGGUUGUUGGUGAUUAUAAGGAAAGAUUUGAGAAGAAUAGAGAAGAUGUUUACACGUGGAGGAGAGUAGAAAAAAAAUUUUGGAUCUUUAGCGAUGAUUUGAGCAUGAAGUCAGGGCGCAGCUUGCGGACACAAAAAAGUUUUUUAAAUUGAAUUAAGACUGAGGAUUUGUGGAGAUUAGAGACUGACUUGACAUGUGGAUUAGAUUAGAAUCAAAUUUUUAAACCUUAGCGAUGAUUUGAGCAUGAAGCCAGGGCGCAGCUUGCCAGAUUUGAGAAGGCCUGGCGUUGAAUUGGAAAUAGAAUGGUAGGUUGGGGAAUGGUAUGAGGAAGAUCAGUCGAGGAAAUUCUAUGAAUUUAAGUUAGAGUGCAGCUCGGUAAAAGCAAUUUUUGGAUAACAUGGGGCGCAGCUUGCAAAAGUCAAAAGUGUUGGAUAUUGCAGUAAAAAUUAUAUAGAUAGACUGCUGAGGCAUAAAAAAUUCAAGUGUGUUGAUUUUUUAGCUUGAAAUAUAGGGCGCAGCUCGGAAUUAUGGUUUUUUUUCCGAAAACCUGGGCGCAGCUUGAAAGUUGAAUUUUGAAGAUUUGCGUAAAAUUUUUUGACGUCAUAUUUUCAGGUGCGAGCUCAGCGCGAGCUCUGGACAAUUGGCGUUUGGAUUUGUCGACGUUAAAGUUGACAAAAUCCUCCCGUUAACCCUUACUAACAAUGGAAAUGAAAGUGCAAAUUUCACAUUGCGAAUCAAAUACCCGAGUGAUUACAAGGGUGGACAGGUGUUUAAUGUAAGUUGAGAUAAUGAUGGAUAUUAUUUUUGGUUGAAAUUUUAGAUUUAAAAAAAAAUUUUUUACAAAAAAUUUCGGAUUUUUUGGAAUUUUUCGAAUUUUUGCGUUUUUUAGAUAGUGCACGUCACCUCCACCACCCUGCGAGGCCAUGGUGGACAGGCCACGUUCUCGGUGGGCUUCCACCCCCUGGCGCAGGCCAGCUACACGGCCGAGUUGAUCGUGAAACGCACGAAUUGCGGAGAAUCCGAGUUCCGAUUUCCAAUCUUUGGCUACGGCGGCAGAUGCCAUGUGGAGGCGUAUGCGGCGCUCGGAGAACGUCUGAUGGCUGGAUUGGAAGGUUUAAGGGUUGUGAAUGUGGACUCGAGACAAAGCACCUAUCAUUUCAGCUUGAGAAAUGAUGGGGUUCGGUGAGUGGAAAAAUCGAAAAAAGUUGGGGAAAAAAUGGUGGAAAUUGUGGGAAAUGGAAAGUUUAGGAGUUGUGAAAGUCGAUAGGAGUUGUUGGGGUAUUUGAAAAUAGUUUUUGUGGAGUGAAAAUACAAAAUUUAAAAAAAAAUGGUCAAAGGUGGCAUAAGAUAAGGUAAAAAUCGAAAAUUUUAGAUAAAAAAGGUGGUCAAGUUGAUGAUAAUUUGAUUACUUAGAUUACAUAUUUGGUGUAGAGGCUGAUAAAAGUGGUAUUGAAAGUUAGAAGACAUUCGUUUCAAGUGAAAAUUUGAAAACUUUGCAAAAAAUGACCGAAAACGGCUAAAAUUGGGCAAAAAUGAUAAAAGCCGUUACGUAAGGGCGGAAUGAGGUACUGUAUUGUGUUUAGAGACUGGUAAAGUUUAUUAAAUUGUAUUAUUUUGGUGUUUUUCAACAAAAAAAAUUUUGGUUUUUGACGAAAAAUUAGUAAAAUAGGUAAAAAAAGUUGGAAAAAAGUGAUGAGAUUUGCUGAUUUGGAUGUUAAGAUGAAUUUAAAAUGGUGUGAGAAUAAUUGUGGAGUCAUGUUUCAUCGUAUUUUAGGUCGGCAUUCUGCGCAAUCUUCGCCCUGAACGAAAAUAACGAGAUUUUAAACGACGGCCCGGUGAAAGUAACCCCCCAAAGAACCAUCAUCCAGAAGUCACAGAUGCUUGUGAGUGAUCCCAUUUUUGUUUUUGAUUCCGAUUUUAGAAUUGCAAAGUGGAGCUGGCGACGGAUAGCCUCAGGCGAUCCCACUCGGCGCAGUCUUUGUCCAGCACAAAGACGGUCAAUGAUGGGAUCCUGAAAUUGCUGGUGUAUUAUGGAGAGGAGAGGCAGAGAUUGAGGUUCAAACAGUACGUUUGGAGGUGUUGCUGGAGAUUUUUUGGGAAAAAAUUUCUGGAUUUUUUCGAAAAAAAUAAAAAUUUCGAACAAAAAAGCGAAAUUUUAUAGAAAAAAAGUAUUGUGACUUCUUGAAAAAAUCUUAUUCUUUAUUUUUGGGCAAAUUUUUACAAUUUUUGACAAGGAAAUUACUUCUAUGGGGGUAUGGAGUUACAGGUCGAGAUAUAUGUCAAAAAAAUCGCAAAAUUUUUCUGAUUCCGGAAUAUGUAAAAAUUAGCUGCACAAUUUUGGUUUGUAAUGGUUAAAGAAUCUUCAGAACUUUUCUCGAAACACCACGCAAAUGCCUUUUUGACCAAGUUUUUACCAAUUCAAAAAUUUGUUUUGAGCUAAAAUAAACCCUGGCAUCUUCACAAGCUUUACAGUAUCAAAUUUGGUUCAUACUACACCUUAAUUAGUAGUUCCAAUAUAAAAAAGUAAAGCUUGUCAAGAUGCCAGGGUUUACUUUAGCUCAAAACAAAGCUUUGAAUUGGUAAAAACUUGGUCAAAAAGGCAUUUGCGUGGUGUUUCGAGAAAAGUUCUGAAGAUUCUUUAACCAUUACAAACCAAAAUUGUGCAGCUAAUUUUUACAUAUUCCGGAAUCAGAAAAAUUUUGCGAUUUUUUUGACAUAUAUCUCGACCUGUAACUCCAUACCCCCAUAGAAGUAAUUUCCUUGUCAAAAAUUGUAAAAAUUUGCCCAAAAAUAAAGAAUAAGAUUUUCAAGAAGGCACAAUACUUUUUUUUCUAUAAAAUUUCGCUUUUUUGUUCGAAAAAUUUUUACUUUAAAAAAAAUUUGCUAAAAAAUCCAAAACUUUUUUCUCCCAAAAAAUCUCAAAUUUUGCCUUCAGAUACCUCGCCCAGCACAGGAAACGCUACAUUUGUUACAAAGUGGACUUUGCCGUCCAAUUCGAGGGAGAAUCCGCCAGACCGAUGAAAAUGGUCUAUCGAGCAGAUGUCGAGGCCUUCAAGGAUUGCAUAAGGACCCUACGAAUCGAAUUCAACGACCCAAGAAGAGUGACUCAGCGCCCAGUGAGCAGAGCCGGCACUUCCAUGUCAAUGUGCUCGACGAUAGCGGACGAAACGCUCCUCCAACGCACCUAUGCCCUCCCAGUACAGGGCUCGCCUUUUCGAACCCCCAGGGCACAACCGGAAAGAGAUUCGAUUCUUGCGGAUAACACAGUAAUUCCCACGGUUCAACGCGCCAUCAGGUGA